AUGUUUCAAACAGCUUUUUUGGUGCUUUGUCUUAUCGCUUCGGUUGUACCAUUGACAUCGGCUGAUGAUGAUGGCAAAGAUACGACGGAUGUUUGUCUGGCCAAAUGUCAAAAUUCGGAAUUUGUCGUUCGUUGUCAAGAUGUUUGUCAUCGCAUUGAAGAAAUUCGACGUCGACUCUUCCCCAAAAUGGAAUCAAAUUCCAACGAUCUGUACUCAUAA
Auanema sp. JU1783 is the source of this 219-nucleotide messenger RNA. Lineage: Eukaryota; Metazoa; Nematoda; Chromadorea; Rhabditida; Rhabditidae. The record is from the annotation of a GenBank genome assembly.